This is a messenger RNA of Petromyzon marinus (sea lamprey), 1880 nucleotides long. RefSeq names its product keratin, type II cytoskeletal 8-like. NCBI's taxonomy places the organism in Eukaryota, Metazoa, Chordata, Hyperoartia, Petromyzontiformes, Petromyzontidae. Gene Ontology annotation, cellular component: keratin filament. The record is from RefSeq and is a predicted model, not a curated record.
CACGCCAGCCUGACACUUGCCACCACGCGCCCAGCCCGUGCGCCGCUCGCGUUAAUCCCACUCGUCACCCGCACCGCGCGUAGCGAGGAGCGCAACGAGUCGUCUCACAGGCAGCCAUGGCCAGCAUCACCAUCUCCACUGCCAAGAAGGCCUCGGUGCGCAGCUCCGUGCCGCGGUAUUCCGCCGGCUUCAGCAGCCGGUCGCUCGGCGGCAGCGGCGGGUGGGGUAGGGUCAGCGGCGUCGGUGGCGCAGGAGGGCUCGCGCGCCGCAGCGCGUUGACGUCCGGCUACCGGGCCGGCUCGGCGGCGUCCGGCUUCGGCUACGGCUACGGCGUGGGCGGAGCGGGGGCGGCGGCGUCGGCCGCGGCGCUGGCCUGCGCGGCCCCCGUGGACAUCGACCGCUCGGUGCUGCCCACGCGCACCCAGGAGAAGGAGGCCAUCAAGCACCUCAACGACCGCUUCGCCAACUUCAUCGACAAGGUGCGCUUCCUGGAGCAGCAGAACAAGGUGCUGGAGGCACAGUGGUACGCGCUGCAGGAGAAGACCACGACCGGCUCCAGCGUCGACGAGAUGUUCGAGGCCUACAUCAACGGGCUCCGGCGGCAGCUCGACGGCCUGGGCCACGAGAACGGCCGGGCGAACGGAGACCUGGGCCAGAUGCAGGCCGUCGUGGAGGACUUCAUGAGCAAGUACGAGGCGGAGAUCACCGCACGCAUUCACAAGGAGAACGAGUACGUCGUCAUCAAGAAGGACGUCGAUGCAGCCAACGUCAUCAAGAUAGAGCUCGAGGCCAAAAUGCAAGGUCUGGUCGAGGACAUCAACUUCCUGCGGGAGAUCUUUGCUCAGGAGCUCAGCGAGCUGGAGGCCCAGAUCAAGCACACCAACGUGCUGGUGGAGAUCGACAACAGCCGCAACCUGGACGUUGAUGGCAUCAUCGCCGACGUGCGUCACCAGUACGAGACCAUCGCGGCGCGGAGCCGAGCCGAGGCGGACGCCUUCUACCAGGACAAGUUUGACAGGCUCCACGCGGACAGUGGCAGGAACGACGAGGAGAUGCGAGUCAUCAGGACCGAGAUCAACGACAACAAUCGCCACAUCCAUCGCAUGCGGGCGGAGAUCGACGCCCUCAAGAAGCAGCGCGCCAAGCUGGAGGCGGCCAUCGCCGAGGCGGAAGGACGCGGAGAGGCCGACAUCCGGGAGGCCAAGGCGGCCAUCGCCCAACUGGAGGAGGAGAUCCACAAGGCGAAGCAAGAGAUGGCCAGACACGUGCGCGAGUACCAGGAGCUCAUGAACGUCAAGCUGGCUCUGGACAUCGAGAUCGUCACCUACCGCAAGCUGCUGGAGGGAGAGGAGUCCAGACUCAACGUGUACUCGUCACAGAUCGGAGGCAACGCCUCCAGUGUCACCUACAAGACGUGCGUCGAUACCACUCCCUACUACUACGGAGGAGGAGGAGGAGGCAAUUAUUCUGGGACCUCCACCGUGGGACUGUCAGCCUCCACCGGCUACAGCGGAGGCUCCACAUACAACUACUCCGUGCCCACAAAGGCGGUGGAGACCAAGCAGUCCAAGAAAAUGGUCGUGAUCAAGACCAUCGAGACCAAAGACGGCCACGUGGUGUCCGAGCAGUCCGAGGUCAUCCGAGACUGAGGGCACAGCGAGCCGGAACCUUCUCGCCAAGCUCAUCGUCGUCAUCGGCCAUUGUCAAUCCGCUGCUGGAUGAAGGCAUAGCGGUGCGAGAGCUCUGUGGUUCCCGGGCAACGUCGCGACGUGUCGAUUGAAUAUCAAAUGCUAGAUGUGCGAUCGGUCUAAAUUGAAAAUUAAUUUCUUUAGAACUGCUUUUUGUGUUUAGUUUGUUGUCCUUCCCCCGCACCUCCGAUU